GAGUUAGAGAGAGGAGACCAACCUGCAGCCUCCUCCAAUCACAGCCGGGAACCAGAGGACCGAGAACCGCAGACAAGAGGAACGAGACAAGUGAAGACAGAACCGAGAGGAGUGAAGGGAAUCGAGGGAAGUUUAGAGAACCGAGAGCAGUGAAGAGACCAGUCCGUGUCAGUGAGGGUUCAGGGCGUCGCAGCAUGGACCGGGUCCGCGCAGUGCUCUACCUGUCCGUACUCCUGUCGGUGGCGACAGCUGUAUUAACGUCUCGCUCAGAGGACCCCCAAGAGCUGCGAGAUCCCGAGGAACAGCGAGACCAUCGAGACCCCUACUACCGCUUCAGCACCGACGGUCUGGCGGAGCUGCUUCAGGAAGAAGAUCUUUCGGUGGAGAAGAGAGCCAGCAUCAUCCCACGGUGUGACGUGGGCGAGCGAUGCGCCAUGAAGCACGGACCCCGCAUCGGGCGUCUGUGUGACUGCCUGAGAGGAGCCGCCUGCAACACCUUCUUCCUGCGGUGCUACUGACCCCGAUACUGCUACUGAUACUACAAUACUACUACUGAUACUACAAUACUACUACUGACACUACAAAACUACAAUACUACUACUGAUGCUGCUGACACUAAUACUGCAAAACUUCUGCUAAUACUACAAUACUACUAUUGACACUACAAUACUACUACUGACACUAAUACUACAAUACUACUACUGAAGCUACUAGUAGGCCUACUACUGACAUUAAACACACCAACACACAACUAUACACACCCUUGUAGUAUGUCUGCACACCAGUGUCCACUCUAACACACACCCUAACGGGCGUUGAUGCACACAUAACACAAACACACACACACGUGUACACAAACACUUACACACAUGUGUUUGGGUUUAUGUUCUUGUGUUGGGUUAAUUAUUAUUUUUAUUAAAUGAAUCAUCUUGAUAAAGCAGUCUCAGGUCAUUUUAUUUGUUGCAGGCACACUAACAUGUCCUCAUGAACUAACACGAUAUUAACCCCAACCCCUUCUAGUCUCUACUAGUCUCUACUGGUCUUUACUGGUCUCCACUGGUGUCAAUUGUUAUCUACUGUCUCUACUGGUCUCUAUGUAGGCGAUAAUUAAUGUAAAUAGAUGUGUAACCAUGGUAACAGGGUCCUUUAAGAGCCGAUGCUGUAGUGUAGACUUGUGAGUCUUGUAAUCGGAUUAGACCGCUUCUGACUGGAUUAGACCAGGUCAUGUGACCAUCUCCACCACCGUAUCAGGGGUGAAGACGAAGCUCCGACCUGAUGCGCGGAGAGGCGUAGGGAGAAGGGCGUGGCCUGCUAGCUGCUAGCGUUGAGCGGGCUUGACGGGGGGAUGAGGUCUGUGGGGCCGGUCGUGGUCCUCUGCUUGGCCCUCCUCCUUCUGUCCCCGGCUCCUCCCACUGAGGGGAGCCUGCCAGAGCUCACCAGCCCGGCCACGGACCACCUGGGACCUGUGAGCCCCCCCCCUGGCAGGGCGGUCUCCCCCCACUCAGACAACCGACUCCCCGGAGUGUGUCGACGCCUGCGCAGACGGAGAAUCACCGUCCUGUGCAACUCGGAUAAGUUCUGCUCCAGCCCCGGUGGGUCCGCGUCGCUACGGCGGAGGUCUGGGGGUUCGAGUCCCGGUCAGACCUGUCGCUGCCCCCGAGCCUCGCGCUGCUCACACGUCUUUAUAAGGAGUUCCCUGUGAUGUCAUCACAGCACCGCAUGAUCCGCAUCUCUAUAUAAGGAGCUUCCUCUGAUGUCACACGCACACCUGCAAAUAUUUGAUUAGACGUGUUAGAUGUGAUAACGGUAGUUUAUGAUUGAUAAUAGACUGUUAGAUGUAAUAAAUGGAUUUUAUGAUUGAUUAUAGACUGUUAGAUGUAAUAAAUGGAUAUUAUGAUUGAAUA
Molecule: messenger RNA, 1904 nt
Organism: Gadus macrocephalus (Pacific cod)
Lineage: Eukaryota; Metazoa; Chordata; Actinopteri; Gadiformes; Gadidae
Gene: cart4
Product: cocaine- and amphetamine-regulated transcript 4
Exons: 6
Coding region: 195-518 (107 amino acids)
Biological process (GO): cellular response to starvation; G protein-coupled receptor signaling pathway; adult feeding behavior
Molecular function (GO): neuropeptide hormone activity
Source: RefSeq, a predicted model, not a curated record